Molecule: messenger RNA, 827 nt
Organism: Actinia tenebrosa (Australian red waratah sea anemone)
Lineage: Eukaryota; Metazoa; Cnidaria; Anthozoa; Actiniaria; Actiniidae
Product: NPC intracellular cholesterol transporter 2-like
Biological process (GO): sterol transport
Molecular function (GO): sterol binding
Source: RefSeq, a predicted model, not a curated record
UGCGUAGUAGAAUAACAGAUGUCACGCGAUCAAGCACACCAAAUAUUCCUGAUCUGUAAACAGCAAAAUGUCAACACUUUCUUCGUUCAUAAUUCUUUGGAUUCUCGCUGCAGGAGUCUGCCACUGUGAAUCAAGAUCCAUUAACUUCACAGACUGUGGAUCUCAAGAAGGAAAGGUCAACAAAUUCGACAUAACUCCAUGUGGUUCAGAUCCAUGUGUCAUAAAACGUGGAGUCGACGAAACUGCUAAUUUAACGUUUGUCGUUUCUGAGUACAUAACAUCAUUACAUCUCAAAGCGUGGGUUAUUAUCAAGGGUAUGAACAUUCCAAUACCACUUCCUACUGAUGCUUGUAAAGGAUACGGGCUUACUUGCCCCAUAAAAGCAAAACAAACAGCGAACUUCAUUAUCAAGGAUCACGUUCCGAAUGACUUUCUAACGGGAAAUUUAUCGCUGAAGGUAGAGUUUAUCGAUCCUGAGAAAAAGAUUGUGGUCUGUUUUGAGUUUCCCGUGGUUGUGGAGUAGGUAGAACAGUAGGUAGAACAGUGGAGUAUAGAGGGAAAGCGAACACUGAAAUGAUGAAAUUAGAUUGAGUCGUAUAAAUUAUGCAUAAUGAGCAACAGAAGCUCAAAGCGUAUUAAUGCUUCUACUUAUAAUACUUCAUUUGCCUGGAACAACGUUUAAUGUUGUUUAAAAUCGAAUAAGAAUAGUAUUUUUAAUACAAAAAAUAAGGAAAAUGUAAAAGGAAGUACAUCUUUACCGUUAGGUUCCGUAAUUUGUUGAGUAAAUUAUGUCAAAAUAAUGAAAUUAAAAUAUAAGAAAUGGAUGA